AUGUCGUUAAUUUUCCGGAUAAUCAAUCUGCUAGUCGGGUCGGGUACUUGGGCAAAAGCAUGCGUGUCUGCUGGAGGAAUUAGCAUCAAUGACACUGUCUUACAUGUAACUGUAAAAGAUCUACCAUUUGGAGGGGUCGGGGAGAGCGGGAUUGGGGCUUACCAUGGCAAAUUCUCGUAUGAGACGUUUAGCCACAAGAAAGGUGUUCUUUACCGAAGCUUUUCCGGGGAUGCGGAUCUUAGAUAUCCUCCUUACACACAGAAAAAGAAGAUGGUGCUGAAGGCUUUGCUCUCUUCAAACAUAUUUGCUGCCAUUUGGGCUUUCUUUGGGUUCUCUCAAGACUCUUCAUGAUCACAUGUGAUAAUCACUGUAACUUGAUGGCAUUAUACAAGCUUAUAAAGUUGAAUACUUCCAUAGAGAUAUAAAGGAUCAAUGUGAAAAUUAGGUUAUAAAUAAAAAUGCUUAUAUUUACUUUACA
Camelina sativa (false flax) is the source of this 478-nucleotide messenger RNA. Lineage: Eukaryota; Viridiplantae; Streptophyta; Magnoliopsida; Brassicales; Brassicaceae. The record is from RefSeq and is a predicted model, not a curated record.